AUGGAGACUACCAUAUUACCCGUAGACCCGAACAACCUGGGAGAUCUGAGAAUAGAGGAGGCCGGGAAGGAAGGACGGUUGAUCGAGGACUGGAACAUGGAGUACGCACAAGGACAAGACUUCAAUAGUCUACAGCGCGCGGCCAGAGAGUUGAAAGAGACGGACACACCCGUUGCCUUCCCGACAGAAACAGUCUACGGACUCGGAGCAGACGCGACACGCAGCUCAGCCGUGCGAGCUAUCUUCGCUGCGAAGGGACGCCCGGCGGAUAAUCCUCUCAUCGUACACGUUCACUCACUAUCACAACUACGGUCUUUACUUCGAGGAAACGCAAAAGUCACGGAGACUACGACAGAACCCAUUCCCGAGGUUUACAAGCCCUUGAUCCAGAAGUUUUGGCCCGGCCCCCUUACGAUGAUCAUGCCCAUCCCUGAGGACUCGCAACUAGCACCAGAAGUCACUGCAGGACUAAACACCUUCGGCGCAAGAAUGCCGCGCAGUAUUCUCGCGCUCGCGCUCAUAAGAAUGUCUAACGUCCCGCUGGCAGCGCCCUCGGCGAACGCAUCGACCAGGCCGUCACCCACCGCCGCAGAACACGUCAAAGAUGAUCUCGAAGGGCGAAUAUCCACGAUCAUAGACGGCGGUCCAUGCGAGGUCGGCGUUGAGAGCACAGUUGUAGAUGGCCUGUCGCAUCCGCCGAGUAUUCUCCGCCCGGGAGGCGUCACGGUCGAACAACUGCGGCAGUGUCCAGGGUGGGAGAACGUGGUUGUAGGAUAUCAAGACAAGCAUGAGCAAGGCAUCAAGCCGCGGGCGCCGGGCAUGAAGUAUAGGCAUUACUCGCCCAAAGCGACGGUGGUGCUGUACGAGGCAGGCACGCCGGCUCCGGACGCGGAGCAGUUGUUGAAUAAGGUGUUGGGACGGAAGAGUGUGGGGAUUGUGCGGACGAAGAAGUGGGCGAGACAUCUUGGACUCUCCGUUACUAAUGCUGCUGAUGCGCAUGUGAACGGGGGUUCAGACUCAAUACCAAAAGCGCACCAGCAGGGGUCGUCACCAAGCCCCGAAUCGAACCUUCUCCGCUCCAUUAAACAGCAUCAGGUUCCUCAUGCGUUGCACAGCACAUUCGAUCGCGGAGCAGAUCAGGGUCACCUGUCCAUAUGGGACAUCGGCCUAGGAACAUCAACCGAAGACGUAGCGAGAGGAUUAUUCUCAGCGCUUCGAGAGCUAGACAAGAAAGGCGUGGAUAUCAUUCUUGUCGAGGGCAUCAAUGAUACAGUAGGAGAUAAUAUAGCGGCGGCGGUUAUGAACCGCCUAAGGAAGGCCGCUGAGAUAAGAAUCUAA
This is a messenger RNA of Didymosphaeria variabile, 1338 nucleotides long. RefSeq lists its product as uncharacterized. Lineage: Eukaryota; Fungi; Ascomycota; Dothideomycetes; Pleosporales; Didymosphaeriaceae. The transcript has a single exon. Gene Ontology annotation, molecular function: nucleotidyltransferase activity; tRNA binding; double-stranded RNA binding. Gene Ontology annotation, cellular component: cytoplasm. The record is from RefSeq and is a predicted model, not a curated record. Bases 1 to 1338 code for a protein of 445 amino acids. Gene Ontology annotation, biological process: regulation of translational fidelity.